AUGUUAGAAAGACACAAAAAAGCAUUUGGUUUCAACGGCCGCUUAGGUCAUCAUCUGAGCAAAAUCCAUAUUAGGACUGUGGAUGGACAAGUCCCCAUAGCCAUUCCUAUGUACAGGGCAUUGCCGGAAAAGAGAGUGGUCAUGGACGAGCAGUUGAAUAAAUGGUUUGAACAAGACGUGAUAGAACCAUCUAAGAGUCCAUGGAGUGCGCCUGUCGUAAUUGCUUACCAUAACAGCAAACCACAAUUCUUUAGUUUUUGUAGUCUUUUGUAG
Laccaria bicolor S238N-H82 is the source of this 273-nucleotide messenger RNA. RefSeq lists its product as uncharacterized. The transcript has a single exon. Bases 1 to 273 code for a protein of 90 amino acids. The record is from RefSeq and is a predicted model, not a curated record. NCBI's taxonomy places the organism in Eukaryota, Fungi, Basidiomycota, Agaricomycetes, Agaricales, Hydnangiaceae.